Molecule: messenger RNA, 1104 nt
Organism: Arachis stenosperma
Lineage: Eukaryota; Viridiplantae; Streptophyta; Magnoliopsida; Fabales; Fabaceae
Product: protein NSP-INTERACTING KINASE 1-like
Exons: 8
Coding region: 139-1104 (321 amino acids)
Molecular function (GO): protein binding
Source: RefSeq, a predicted model, not a curated record
UAUUCACACAGUGUGAAGAAAGAAGAAACAACCACACUCAUAUCUGAGAGAAGUGAACUGUUGAAAGUUUCAAAACAACUUCUUUAUCAGUUAACGUCACUGUUAAUUCUUCAAGUACUUGUCUAUUGUAACUGAUCUAUGGAAGCUCCAAUUUCAAUGGGGACUCCAAGAGGAAGAGCAAGUGGAAGAGGAAGAGGAAGAGGAGGAGGAGUUCUUCUUCUUCUUCCAUGUUCUGUUGCAUUUUUCUUGUUUUUUAUCACUGCAACUGCUUUGCUUUCUCCCAAAGGAGUAAACUUUGAAGUUCAAGCUUUAAUGGGGAUAAAGAACUCACUGGUGGAUCCUCAUGGUGUUUUGGAUAAUUGGGAUUCUGAUGCUGUUGAUCCUUGUAGCUGGACUAUGAUUACUUGUUCUGCAGAGAACUUGGUGAUUGGAUUGGGUACUCCAAGUCAAUUUUUAUCUGGUACUCUUUCUCCAACCAUAGGAAACUUAACCAACCUUCGGAUUGUGAUGCUUCAGAAUAACAACAUAACUGGACCAAUCCCUUCAGAGUUGGGAAAACUACCUAAGCUUCAAACUCUUGAUCUCUCUAAUAACUUCUUCGGUGGUGAAAUUCCCCCCUCACUUGGUCACUUGAGAAGUUUGCAAUACAUUAGGCUCAAUAAUAACAGUCUUCAUGGUGAAUUGCCAGAAUCAUUGGCUAAUAUGACACAGCUUGCUUUUCUUGACUUGUCCUACAACAACAUCAGUGGCCCUAUACCAAGAAUUUUAGCUAAAUCCUUCAACAUUGUUGGAAAUCCCUUUGUUUGUGCAACUGGAAAAGAACCAAACUGCCAUGGCAUGCUCAUGCCAAUGUCCAUGAACUUAAAUAGCACUGAAGGUGAUGAGGGAGGAUAUAGUAGAGGAGCAAGAGCUGCUUUUGGCAAGAAUCCAAGUGGAGCACCUUAUUAUGUUGGAAUAAGUGAUCUAUCUACAGGAAGAAGUAGAAGAAGAAGAGGAGGAGUUCGGCAUCCACCUCCACCUCCUCGUCCUAGUGCUGUUGGCUCCUCCUCCUACAAAAGCUUGCAUAAACUCCUUCUUCUCUGUUAUUUAGUAUUAACAUUGUAA